AUGUCGUCCAACGAAUUGCUUACAUUAUCCAGAAAAGCUCGUUUCAAUGAUUUACCCAGUUUUUCCGGUCAACCAUCAGAGGAUAUCGAACAAUUCUUGAAGAGAAUUAAAAAUUUAACUAAAACUGACACUGACAUAACCGAUGCUCAACGUCUUGAAAUUGUCCGGGGAAAGCUAUCACAAUCGGCCGGUACAUGGUUCGACGAUCAAGAAUUUACUACAUGGUUUCAGUUUGAAACGUUCUUUCGGGGUCGAUAUUCGUCAACCAUGAAAUCUCAAACAAAAUUUAGUGAAUUACUUCAACGAAAACAACAACCUGAUGAACCCAUGGCAACGUAUUUCGAUGAUAUGGUUUCCUUGUGUCGAGAAGUCGACACAGACGGACGCCUCUUAGAAACGAUUUAUUUAUGUUUGCAAGAGCAGGGAGGUGAGUUAAACGUUAGUCGAAGCGUUUUAAACCGCUAUCGCUCGUUUUUUCUCUUAUCUUAGGAAAAAUGGGAAAGCAAGUUAAGAGACACUUGUUUCAGCCGAAAAAUGUCGUUAUAACCUGUUCGGCGUCGGGAAAACUUACUAUUUCAUUGGUUAAAUAUUGGAGAGAUAACUGUUUUCUUCUAUUGGUUGGUGCUAAAUGUUUGCUGCUAUCAGACAGUUACCCAGGACAAAAUCGCGAAGAACUCUAUCAACCGGAAAAUUGCGGUGGUAAAAAGGUCACACGUAGUUAGUUAAUUGACAACGAAACAACCCGUGAUGGAUCAGACUAAACAAACUUCGUCAUCGUUUCAAUUUACUCCCUGUAAAAUUUGCGGAAAAAAGAACCAUCGUGCCAUUGAUUGUUAUCACAAAAAUCCAUCAGGCUGUUUCAAUUGCGGACAGAAUCAUUCAGUCCGCGAUUGUACGAAUCCACCGUCUUUUCAAUCGCUAUGUCACGGGGUGGCGGUGUCCCCAGUAAACUUGAGAAGCCAUCAAUAGCAACAUCAACCUCUCCAAUUUAUAUCAAAGUCCAAGUAAACCGAAAAUCAACAUAUGCGAUCGUCGACACUGGGUCCGCCAUCACGAUAAUUCACCAAAAUCUUCUAAGGACUCUUUAUCAUCGAAAAUUCAUCGGUAAGAAACCGACUGUCAAGCAGCUAACUCUUCAUCGAUCAACAUCAUCGUUCAAGUGGAAUUGGAAAUUAAACUUGAAAAAAUUAAAACCUACAUAAUAGCAGACGUCGCAACAAAUCUAAUCACAUCUCUUCUCCUCGGAAAUGACUGGAUAAAUCCUAAUCACGUACAUUUACUCGGCGAUGAACAACGCCUGACAAUCCCAGCAAAAAACGGACAACUUAUCUCAUUCCCGUAUAUCGCUUCACCUGACCUUAACUACCCAGUCUUCCCCGUGAAUCAAGUGACCAUUCCUCCGAAUUCUCCACAACUCGUGGACAUCAAAGUUCAACUCUCUGGGGCGGAGAACUUGAUUUUCCAGCCUAUUACAAAUUAUCUCUUAAAAUUUUUAUUCAUCCCUAACACCUUGCUAAACGUCACUGAUCAUACGGCAAAAAUCCUCGUCAUAAAUGCUCAGGAUCGUCAACGUACCCUAUCCAAAAAUUCGAAAACUGGCAUAAUAAAUAGAUAUCCAACGUUUGAAGUAUGUCUUACCAUGCAACAACCACGUCGGAAAUCUCCUACAACUCUAAAACCUGUUGGAUUCUUAGAUCGUAACCAGUUGUCAUCGAGAGUAGGAGCGGUCAAGACCACCACGGACUACUCAUUUCCAAAUCGGAACACACAGUGUUAUAAAUGCCAACAAAAUUUUCUCACCGGAAAUGACCUCCAAAAACACCUUCGAGAAUCAUGUUAUUCGGAAGAAGUCCGUAGACACAUUCAAAAUCUCACACAGCACAUCGAACAUCCAAAACAAAAGCAGCAGGUCGAAGAGAUAUUAUGGCAUAAUAAAGAUUUAUUUGAUUCGGGUCCAGCAA
Molecule: messenger RNA, 1961 nt
Organism: Didymodactylos carnosus
Lineage: Eukaryota; Metazoa; Rotifera; Eurotatoria; Philodinida; Philodinidae
Source: the annotation of a GenBank genome assembly